AUGGCAUUCGAACCAAAGACGUCAAAUUCAGCAAAUGCCAUUAUUGAGCGGGCCGAAAAGAGGGGACUUACAGCGGACCGCUCUCAGAUCAACCCUCAAACGGUUCGGAGGAAUCUGAGGCCUAAGAGUAAAAAAGAUUAUUCACGAGUACUUGCAGUAUGGCAUUCAUAUGGGCCUUCCGAUCCUCGGGAUAUGCAGGUGAUGAAGCAUUUCGCCGAAACUCUGGGCCGCGGGAUGAAAGGAAAGCUUGACGAAGAGGAUGAACUGCCAACUCCCGACAGCUUGCGAGUUGCAAUGCGCCGAUUUUACAACGCAUGGAACGGCACUACGAUCUGGAGAUACCCUUGGAUGUUAAACGGUCGAUGGCACCGUAUAUUCAAGGGCCACUGGCUCAAAUGCUCGCUGUGGUUUAAGGACUACUACGACUAUGCGCAUGAAGGAUGUCCUCAGCCCGCCUCCAGGAGCUCUCAUAGGAUUAUGUUCUUCUUGUCGGAUGGAAGGAUGGCGAGCCCGAGCUCAAACUCAAAGUUAGAAGAAGAAUAUGUGAAGGAAAGGAUAUUAAUCAUUCGCGCAAGAUUUACCGACGGUUCGAUUCUUCGCAAGCACUAUUUAGGCACAAUGAACACAGUCGAUGGUGCGGCAAGUUAUCUUGGAAUGGAUAUUCGGAACGAUCUCACCGAAGACUUUCGCUCGGCAACUAUGAGAUGGAACAGCGAUCUGCCUCUCGAGCUCUCGGCUAAGGGGAGGGAAGAGUUAGAGCAAAACGAGGAAUACGCUACCCUCUCACGCUUGAUAGAGAGGCUAUACCUCCAGAUAAACGACGAAAAUACCCCAGAAGAGGCACGUCAACGACUUAGGGAGCAGCGAAAUCUAGCCUACAGCAAACGACGAAGACUUGAGAGGAGUAAACUUCGCGAAUGCCAGCAAAAACAGCCGAAGGUGUACCCAACAGGGCGUAAGGCUCACGAGGAGAAUGAUUGGCGCCGCGAUCACUUCCUUCGAGUUCUCCACAUGAUGCCUGAACGCAGGCGCCUGUUUCGCACUCUGUCACUGAGAGUGCCACUUCGGAGCCUGCAGGGAAUUUCCGCUCUCCGUGAUCUCAUUACUCUCCGGGAAAGCGACUGUCGGGUUGCUUAUCAGGAUGUACUAAAACCUAAAAGCGGCCGCUGCCCAAACCUGUCUUGUAAUAUGGACAUGGAGAGUAUCCCUGCCAAAAAGAGAUGGAAGCACACGUACCGCUGCUCCGAAAUGUUUUAUGAGAAGACUUGCGGUUUCGCUCAGUUCUGCUUUUUGUGCAGCUGCUGGAUAACAAACCAGAAGGCGUGGUCUUCUUUCGUCACGCCGUCGCCUGUGCAGGAUAUUGUCCUAUUCACCUCGGGAGAACAGACCUUCCAGCAGAUAUGCGAACGCAGCAGUAUCUCGACACCCAUGCCUGGAAACGUCAUAUCUCCCAAUGCAUAUCGGCUUACAUCAAUGCCAGAAUUGGGCGGUAAUUCAGACCACGCCCAAGAUUCAGCGGCUUCAGACAGCGCCAACUUAAUCGACCUUCACUUGACGACUUCGUCGCUGAGCGGUUCGACAUCGCCUAUAUCCAGUGAUAAGGACAGUCUUUGGGAUCAGGUAGAUGACUCUUCGGAUGUCCCUACUGAGCUAUCAUCUCAGUCGGAUAGUCCUGCGCAGAAGCAUCUUCAUAACGAAGGUCGCUACUUUCCAAAUACGUUGUCACCCGUCAUUCCUGACAUCUCUGGUGGACCGGAAUCUCAGAGUCCUGACUCAUCAGCAAUCUUCCCCCCAGAGAACUAUAACAAAACAUCGCCCAGGCUACCGGCGUGGUUAGUUGAUCCGGAGUUGCAGAGAUUCAGCGAUGAUCACCGCGACCCCCAGAUCAACACUCUGGAUUCGGACCUAGAUUCCACACACAGCAAAAACCAUACAGCCCAAAUCCCGUUUGAUCUCUCAACACGAGAUCGACAAACCGCUGGAGCCAAGGCCCACUUAUUGAAGGAUCCCGAGGUACGCAUGUCUGGGAUCAUACAAGCAAUCCAGCCAGAGGCUGUCGCAGAAGAAACAUCGCGCCAUGGCGGUCAAGACAAUGAGGUUGCUUAUAGCACCCUGGAAACUCCCAAGGGCAGCUCAGAAGGUUACUACACGGUUGAGUGCUUACUCGAUGAGUGGAAAGGCUGGUUUUAUGUUAAAUGGGGUGACGGAAGCUACAGUUGGCAGCCUCGAGGGAACAUUCUCGAUCGCGGACUUAUUGAGGAUGUUAGGAAGGACUACAAAGGGCUGGGGCCUGGUGUGGAAAUCUUGCGCACCCGUCGUGCUAAAGGCAAAAAGGCGGAAUACCGCGUCCAUUUCAAGGGUCGUCCGUCUAAGGAGGACGUUUGGGUGAUGGAGAAGUUUUUAAGCCCUGAACUAAUUAGGAGUUAUAAGGAUUUGUAA
Messenger RNA from Lasiosphaeria miniovina, 2439 nucleotides. RefSeq lists its product as uncharacterized. The record is from RefSeq and is a predicted model, not a curated record. The coding region runs from base 1 to 2439 and encodes 812 amino acids. The transcript has 12 exons. Lineage: Eukaryota; Fungi; Ascomycota; Sordariomycetes; Sordariales; Lasiosphaeriaceae.